This is a messenger RNA of Peronospora belbahrii, 219 nucleotides long. NCBI's taxonomy places the organism in Eukaryota, Oomycota, Peronosporomycetes, Peronosporales, Peronosporaceae. The record is from the annotation of a GenBank genome assembly.
AUGUUAAGACGACACCCGACGCGCGUGGAAGAGCAAGCCGAUGUAGCAGCCGAGUACGAGGCUUAUCUUCAAGAGAAAGAGCACAAGUUGAAGACAAAAAGCAAAACUACACAAAAUGCAGCCUCUUCUUUUAGCACAGCAAGCGACUCAAUGCGUGCGAGACAGGAAGCUAGGCGACAGGAAGUUCGUUCUCGUAUUGGACUAGACAAUAUUAAUUAA